Opisthorchis viverrini is the source of this 441-nucleotide messenger RNA. RefSeq lists its product as hypothetical. The record is from RefSeq and is a predicted model, not a curated record. The transcript has a single exon. The annotation marks the transcript as partial. Lineage: Eukaryota; Metazoa; Platyhelminthes; Trematoda; Opisthorchiida; Opisthorchiidae.
AUGCACCGUAUUCGCCUACUGGAAGCAACUUUGGCUCAUUUCCUCAAUGACCAGUACUCUAUGAACGCAGCCUUUGGUGGAGGAUCCCAUCCACUGUGUUAUCGACCACCAUCUCAACCUGGCAUUCAGUCGUCAACAGCUAAACCUUACUUGACUGUGAUUGGCCAUUCACUUUGUCAACUCCAACAGCAGGCCAUAUGCGUCAACCGAAUUGCUGAUCUCUCCUUGCUAGACAUGGAAUCAAGGAACUUGCUGAUGAUUCAUCGAACCGCCCAGUCCGCUGAUGCCCUACCACCUACCCUUUCAAAGAAAUCUGCUCGUAAGAGGAGUCGUGGACAAACGCUAGUCAACACGCGUCCGACAGAUCCUGGUCUCAUACAGUUGGCAAACGAGCGAGCGCUGGUAUUUGGAAUGCUGGAAGAAGGUCACAGUCUUUUGAGU